This is a messenger RNA of Maylandia zebra (zebra mbuna), 3817 nucleotides long. RefSeq names its product malic enzyme 2, NAD(+)-dependent, mitochondrial (gene me2). Gene Ontology annotation, molecular function: NAD binding; malate dehydrogenase (decarboxylating) (NADP+) activity. Lineage: Eukaryota; Metazoa; Chordata; Actinopteri; Cichliformes; Cichlidae. Gene Ontology annotation, cellular component: mitochondrion. Gene Ontology annotation, biological process: pyruvate metabolic process; malate metabolic process. The record is from RefSeq and is a predicted model, not a curated record.
CUCUCCUCGCGACUCAAUCUGGUGUAUGUGUGCUGGCAGGCAGGCUAAUCCCAGGGUCAGUCCACAGAAGUUAGGCACAGCGAAUAUCAUAAGAGUUGUGCCUAACAGACAUUGAACGGCAGUAUUAUAUUACUCAAGAGCAGAAACCAGUGGAUCUUCUAGAAAGCACCAGUGGACCCACACCGGUGACUGUCUACCAUGUUGUCCAGAUUAAGGACAACCUGGUCUCUGAGGCCAUGCAUCUCUCUUUGCAGAUGGGUCCACACCAAAGAAAAGGGCAAGCCCCUCAUGCUCAGCCCUCGCACCAACAAAGGUAUGGCCUUUUCCCUUCAGGAGCGUCAGAUUUUGGGGAUACAUGGUCUGCUGCCUCCCAAAGUGGAGACUCAGGAAAUUCAGGCCCUGCGCUUUCAGAAAAAUCUCAAAAAGCUGCACGAUCCCCUGGAGAAGUACAUCUACCUGAUGGGCAUCCAGGAAAGGAAUGAGAAGCUUUUCUAUAGGGUGUUGAUGGAAGACAUAGAGGAGCUGAUGCCGAUUGUUUACACUCCCACUGUAGGGCUUGCCUGUACGCAGUAUGGACAUAUCUUUAGAAGACCAAAAGGCCUGUUUAUCUCCAUUCUGGACAGAGGACAUAUCCGCUCCAUCCUUGACAACUGGCCAGACACUAAUGUUGCAGUAGUAGUAGUAACUGAUGGAGAGCGUAUCUUGGGAUUAGGGGACCUGGGUGUUUAUGGAAUGGGAAUACCUGUUGGGAAACUUUGCCUGUACACUGCCUGUGCUGGCAUCAGACCUGAGAAAUGUCUCCCUGUGGUGAUCGAUGUUGGGACGGAUAACGAGACUCUCCUUAAGGAUCCGCUUUACAUGGGGCUGUACCAGAAGCGAGACCGCUCCCAAGCAUAUGACGAUCUCAUUGAUGAGUUCAUGGAAGCUGUCGUGGACAAAUACGGGCAGGACACGCUGAUCCAGUUUGAAGACUUUGGGAACCACAACGCGUUCCGCUUCCUUAGAAAGUACAGGGAGAAGUACUGCACCUUCAACGAUGACAUCCAAGGCACUGCGUCUGUAGCUCUUGCCGGUCUGUUAGCAGCUCAGAGAGCAGUUGGCAAACCCAUCACUGAACACCGGGUGCUGUUCCUGGGAGCAGGAGAGGCUGCCCUUGGAAUUGCCAAUCUGAUUGUGAUGGCCAUGAUGGAGACGGGAAUGACCCAAGCUGAGGCCAGGAAGAAAAUCUGGAUGUAUGAUAAAGAUGGCUUACUUGUAAAGGGCAGACAGCAGGGAACUGACUCUAACCAGGAAGCAUUUACCCAUGAGAGUCCAGGGGAUGUACAGAGCUUCCUAGAUGCUGUCAAUGCCAUCAAACCUACAGCUAUCAUUGGUGUGGCAGGAGCUGGACGUCUGUUUACCCAUGAUGUCAUCAAGUCCAUGGGAACCCUGAAUGAACGGCCAAUUAUCUUUGCCCUGAGCAACCCAACCAAUAAAGCAGAGUGCACAGCAGAGGAGGCCUACACUCUGACAGAUGGAAGAUGUCUUUUUGCGAGCGGCAGCCCUUUCGGUCCAGUGACUCUGAGCGAUGGUCGCGUCCUUACACCAGGACAAGGGAACAACGCUUACAUUUUUCCAGGCGUGGGCCUGGCUGUGAUCCUGAGUGGAGUGAGACACAUCAGUGACACGGUUUUCUUAGAGGCUGCCAAGACACUUGCAGAGCAGCUGACAGAUAAAGAGCUUGCAGAAGGCAGACUCUACCCUCCUCUGUCCAACAUCAGGGAGGUCUCUAUCCAGAUGGCUGUCAAGGUGGUGGAGUAUCUCUAUGCUAAAGGCAUGGCGUUCCACUACCCUGAGCCAGUGGACAAGGACGCCUUUGUGCGGGCUACUGUCUGGAAGACCGACUAUGAAUCUUUCCUGCCGGACACCUAUGAUUGGCCAGGUGUCAACUUUAGCCCCAAGUCCAUCUAGAAAUAGGGCACACUCACUGUGGCUCAUGUCAUAAUGGCCUUCUCUUCCUUUUUUUCCUGCUUUAUACCUAAUCACAGAUUUUGUAAGAUUGCCUUACUUUAAACAUAUGCUUAAAAAUAGACCACAGUAGCCAUGCUGCUACAUUCUCACCAAACCAGUCUUAUUGGAUCUGUGAACAGUCAAAGUGGAAAGUGAAGAGAAGGGCAUUCUCAUUUUAAAUUACACUUCUCCAUUAUGUGCAUAAUGUAGAAACCUGCACAAAGCCAGAUGGCCACCUGGUGGUGGAAAUGGGCAGUGGUUACAUCUAUUUUCCAUGCUGCUCCAUCAAAAACUCAGCACUAAAUUUGCAUAAAUUUCAUGAAUUUUUUUUCCCAUUAAUUUUUAAGAUGUUAUUGUUUCACUGUAUCUGUAAUCUAAUAAUGACUAAUCUGUCAUUUUGUUGUGUACAUUUCUGAUAUUUGCUGUCUUCAGUUAGCACGCACAAACUCCAUUCUUUACUUGUACUCCGUCUUCUAGUAUUCUUGCAAGCUUGCAAGAAAUGACCUCAAUUUCAUAACAUUUAGUAAUAUCCAGUAUGUAUUUGUGUAUUGCCUUUGUCCACCUUAAAUAAGGCUCUGGUCAGUUUUCCUCUUCUCAUUAAUACCCAGUAUAAGACAUCUAGCAGAGCAGAGGACUGAAGAGGAGAGCCUUUCUGUUAGAGGCAAACAAAGACCGAUUCACUAAAAUUGAGAUUUUCUGAAGGGAAAAUACAUGAAAGUUAUAUAUUUAAAAAAAAAUGUAGGCAGACAACCUUUUAACAUCCACUCCAGCCUUUUGUUUGUUUGAUUAAUUGUGUCACCUAAUAUUUAUUUCUUUGAAUUCAUGUUUUUUUUUUUUGUAUUCAACUGUUUUGAAAAGCCUCUCUUCAACACUCCUUAAGGAAUGGUCUCAUGAAGAAUGUAUCCCUUAAAAUGAACAAUUUUGCUUAAGUGUUAUAUGAAUACUUAAGAAAAUAUGUGCAGUAUAUAAUCAUUAGAUACUCAUUUAUGUUGUUAAAUGAACUUUUUUGGUCUGAUGCGCAGUGUGUGGCAUUGAGGUAUGUUGGUUUUACUACUAUUGUUUCGUCUGAGCAGACUGUACAAACUCACAGGCCAAGCUUCUCUUCAGUGUUAUGAUCCACCACGAGGUUAAAACACAGGUUAUGUAUUCUAGCACAAGUACUCCUCAUGUAAUAAGUCUUUUUUGACUCAGCCAAGUGAUGUAAACUGUGAACUGUUUGAAAAUAUUAUUGGGAUUAGAAAAUAUUGACUGAAAAGCCCUGGUUGAUUAAGUCCUUCGUACUGAAUAGCAAUGGUGCCUAAGCACUGUAUAGACUGGCAAAAUAUCUUUGUGAUAAAGUGCAAGUCGGCUAUACAGUGUACAAAUCCACGUGUCAGUUUGAUGUACUGACCUAAUACCAGUAGGACACACUGCUGACCGUUAACCUGCUGAGGUUCUCUGUUAGCGCUUUGUUUUUGCUCAGUUCUGUGACAGAUUGCUGCAUUGUAAUAGCAAAUAAACUAAAGGUAUACCACAGUGUUUCAUGUAAAAUGCAGGAUUCAAUCUAUGCUAUGAUCAUAUUUCUAAGACUUUAAACUGCUUUAUGACAGGGGCAUUGGCAGCAUUGCACAUUGGUCUUCAGAGAUGUGUGUAAAAUGGAGAUGGUUGACAGGUUAAAGAAAGAAAAUGAGUAUUUUAACAAGGAGAGGGCACCUACAUCAGGAUAGAAGUGCUUCAUGGUUCAUAUGCAGUGAAUGCUCCCUGUAACCAUGCCAGCAAAAAGCCGCCUUCUUUUUCCUUUAAAUUGUCAUCCAUCGAUUUACACUGUAAAACUUUAACUCAAGGACCU